Messenger RNA from Capronia epimyces CBS 606.96, 1635 nucleotides. RefSeq lists its product as uncharacterized. Gene Ontology annotation, molecular function: acyltransferase activity, transferring groups other than amino-acyl groups. Gene Ontology annotation, biological process: polysaccharide biosynthetic process. Gene Ontology annotation, cellular component: membrane. Bases 1 to 1635 code for a protein of 544 amino acids. The record is from RefSeq and is a predicted model, not a curated record. Lineage: Eukaryota; Fungi; Ascomycota; Eurotiomycetes; Chaetothyriales; Herpotrichiellaceae. The transcript has 2 exons.
AUGUCGCCGCCCGAUAAAUACCACUCGCGAUCUGCGCAGGCUGAUCAGCAGCAGUCAGUUUCAAGCCCUUCCCUUGGUCAUGGCGACCGCGACCGUCGUACAUGGCCGUCUCAACGACAUCAUCAGGCUACGUACCUGCCGCAAUUGGUUGUCAGCAUUCUCAAAUACCUAGACGACUACUUGGUGCUCUUGUUGUCAUGCCUGGCCAGACCGCUUCUCUCACUCACCCCGAGCUUCUUGCUCAGACAUACAAUCACCAGCUCUAGCCCUGAGAAGAGGAGGCCAACGCAGAAAAUUGCGUCACUCGAUGGACUCCGAGGUGUUGCUUGCUUGUUUGUGUUCCAUGCACAUUACGCUUACUCCUUUCACAAUUGGUACGAAGGGGUAGAUCUGGGGAUGACGCAAAGCAAGCUCAUGUAUCAACCUUUUGUCACUCUUCUCUGGUCGGGUCCUGCCAUGGUCGACAUAUUUUUCUUCAUCUCCGGCUACGUUUUGGUCUCAAAAUCUCUCAGGCUGAUCCGAGGCCAAGACAUGUUUCAGGCGUUCUCGACCAUUUCCUCGGCGAUUUUCCGUCGUGCGUUGCGAUUAUACCUACCUUCUAUGGCACUCAUUCUGACCUCGGCCGUCAUGGCGCACUUUGGGUUCUUCAACGCCGGACACAUAUAUUUCCUGCACGCGCAUGAUGGUGGCACCGGGCCAUCCGAGCAACCGCCUAUGCAACUAAAGUCGCUUCUCGCUCAACUCUACGACGGCUUGAAGGACUGUUACCGCCUGGCAGACAACACUAUUCCUUGGGGGAAAUUCAACUUUGCUUACGAAGAGGAGUGGAAUGCCCGACCUUCAGGCACCGUGUACGACAAACAUUUAUGGACUAUACCGGUUGAAUUCAAGUGCAGCAUGCUUAUCUUCGUGUUGCUGAUUGCCACUGCCCGGCUGCAGGCAAAGUGGAGGUUGAGCCUCCACACCGUUGUCUUUCUAAACUGCCUCUUCACGGAGCGGUUCUCAGAGUCCCUUUUUGUUGCCGGCAUGAUCUUUGCUGAACUCGACGCGAUAAGCCAGGAGUCCGACUCUACGAGAUUUCACGAUAUCAUUUUGCAGUCUCCCUCGCCCAGAGGCACAUCGGUAUUUCCAGCAGCUUUUGGCAAGAGGCCCCAUCCCCACAGUUUCCUGAAGCACGCCUUUGACAUUUGCUCUUUCACGUACGGCCUCUUCUUGUUGUCAAUGCCCCCGAUAGGCGCCAAUGAGUGGCCAACGUACCACGCGGUCCUCAAUUGGGUGCCACUAUACAUCAGCAAUAAGGAUGGUUUUGCCCGAGCGAUUGGCGCUAUCCUGGCUACAUGGCCAGUGGCGACUUCGGCCCUCAUUGCGCCUCUCUUCACCAAUCCAGUUUCUCAAUAUCUCGGACACAUUUCGUAUGCAUUAUACCUGGUCCACGGCUCAGUGAUCAAGUCGAUGUGGUAUGCUCUGCUGCCCAAGUUCGCCAAAUUUGUCACCCGAGCGCCAUCAAUCAGCGUGCAACCUCUUUCGCCCGAUGGGUGGAAGAUAGAGCUACAGAUAGAAGAUGAGGAUAAUCGCCUCUUUCAACUCCACGAAGGGUCAGCUCACGGUGACUGUAGUAGCUGGUAUAAAUGGUGA